AUGGGUUUACUUUCGCCAGGGUAUACUUCCAUUAGUACAAAAGUAAUUUUCUUUAAAGGAGACAUUCAAUGCAGUGAAAACCUGAGAGAAGUUGUAAGGCUACCACCUGCGAAGGAUAUAACUGAAUGGCCUGCAUUGGCUUGUUGUCAACAAUGUGUAGAUUUCGUCAACCACAUAAAUCUACUAGAAAGAACCCUAGCUGAGUUCUACAAGCCAGAGAAAUAUCUGACCAGGUCUACAAAUCCUAAAUACGAGUAUAAAUGGAAGCUUACAAGUGAAUUACACAUGAACUGCAAGUGUUAUACUGUAGGUGGAAAGGACAAAUACUCUUGCUUUUCUUCCGAUUGCAAAUUAUCUCAUUCUUUAAAUCCUUCAAGUCCUUGGCCUUGGCCUCGAAAGGAGUAUUGA
Olea europaea var. sylvestris is the source of this 408-nucleotide messenger RNA. RefSeq names its product MOB kinase activator 1B-like. NCBI's taxonomy places the organism in Eukaryota, Viridiplantae, Streptophyta, Magnoliopsida, Lamiales, Oleaceae. Gene Ontology annotation, biological process: positive regulation of protein phosphorylation; signal transduction. The transcript has 3 exons. Gene Ontology annotation, cellular component: cytoplasm; nucleus. Gene Ontology annotation, molecular function: protein kinase activator activity. The record is from RefSeq and is a predicted model, not a curated record. The coding region runs from base 1 to 408 and encodes 135 amino acids.